Messenger RNA from Saccoglossus kowalevskii, 1875 nucleotides. Its product is annotated as NADPH oxidoreductase A-like. Gene Ontology annotation, cellular component: cytosol. The record is from RefSeq and is a predicted model, not a curated record. Gene Ontology annotation, molecular function: oxidoreductase activity; flavin adenine dinucleotide binding; FMN binding. Lineage: Eukaryota; Metazoa; Hemichordata; Enteropneusta; Harrimaniidae.
AUGCUACUGAUGGUGUUGAUUUUUUUAUUGUCAUGUGUGGUAUACAUCGUACACACGUUAUUGGAUUCUUCCAACAGUUCGCACGUUUCCAACACAAUCGACGAUUUCAUUGACCUGGGGCCAGACUGCAGUGAGGAUAUCAGUGAUGUCAUCUCAGUGGAUAGGUACAAGACGGUAUAUACUGAUCCAGGCAAACAAAUACUCAUUCUGUAUGCUACUGAGUAUGGAUUCAGUGAAGAUGUUGCUAGGAAACUAUAUGACAGACUUGUUGACUUUUCUGUUUCUAAGGAUGAUAUAUUCCAACCACGCAUACUAAAUGCCAAGGAUUAUGAACUCAUCAGUUUUGAUCAAGAGCAACUUCUUUUACUUGUCAUAGCAACAAGCGGCGAUGGUGUGUCACCUUCUGAUGCUAGACCAUGGUAUAAUGAUGUCAUGACAACCGAUUCCAACCUCCGUCAUCUCAACUAUUCUGUGUUGGCUUUGGGUGAUUCUAACUAUCGAUAUUUCUGUAGAGCGGGACAAAUGAUAGAUUCCAGGUUAUUAUAUUUAGGUGCUAAUAGACUGAUUGAGAGGUCUAAUGUGGACAUGGAGGACUGGACAGUCAUCAAUGACUGGAUUAAGAAAAUUAUUAGUUGCCUAGAAACUGUUGUUAUAGAGACAAGAGUUGAUUACAUGUCAUCUCGGUUACCUUGCAACAAUGAUGGAUAUUGUCGAACACGUCCAUUUGUGGCUAAAAUGAAGGUUAAACGUAAUCUUACUACAGUUAUUGAUAGCGAUGACAAAGAAACAAUUCAUUGUGAGUUUGAUUUGAGUGGCAGUGGACUAGAAUUUAUUUCAGGCGAUGCUCUCGGGAUUUAUCCAUGCAAUGACCCAACUGAUGUAGAACAACUGUUAUCAGUUCUGGGCAGCACCGGGCAGGAGCAGCUGAACCCACCUCAGUGGGCGUAUCAACCAAAACCAGAUGGAAAAAUCUCGCUAAAAAAGUUGCUACAGAUGUAUUAUGAUUUGAAGAAUAUUAAACCAGAAUUAUUGAAAGUAAUACAGCAUGGUCAGAAAGAUAUGAACAACACACUUAAUAGACUACUUGUUGAUGGGUUAUCUGUUAAGAAAAACAAAAUGUUGGAUGAAUACCUCAAAAAAAGAGAAGUUGUUGAUGUCUUAAAAGAAUUUAAUUAUGAGAGUGUUGCCAUGGAAACCAUAUUGACUAACAUGAAAGGACUUCAGCCACGUUAUUAUUCAAUAUCAUCUUCUCCUCUAAAGGACAAAAAUACUGCUUGUAUAACUGUUGCUGUAGUGAGAUACAAAGUACUCGGCAAACUACGAUCUGGUGUUGCAACUACUCAUUUGCAAGACAGGAUGUCUGUCAUUGAAACAUGUCCUGUGUUUAUCAGCCGAAAUACAGACUUCAGGUUGCCUAUGAACAAAAACCUACCUAUUAUCAUGAUUGGCCCAGGCACAGGCAUCGCUCCAUUCAGGGCAUUUAUCCAGGAGCGAAUUCAUGAUGAGUCAGUCGGAAAGAACAUUUUAUAUUUUGGCUGUAGGAACAAAGACAAGGACUUUCUAUACCAUGAUGAGAUGGAGACGUGGGUCAAUGAGGGUCAUCUGACGCUGAGAACUGCUUUCUCAAGAGAUCAGAAAUCAAAGAUCUACGUACAAGAUUUACUCAUUCAAGAUGCAUGCCUUGUUUGGAAGACUUUACAAGAUGGAGGACAUUUGUAUGUGUGUGGUGAUGCCAAACACAUGUCCAAUGAUGUCCACAGCGCAUUGCUGGAUGUAUGUCAGUCACAGGGCAAUAUGGACCAAUCAGAAGCUUCCAAAUAUCUAACUUUAUUGGAGGAGAGUCAGAGAUAUCAGAAGGAUGUGUGGGUCACAUGA